AUGGAAACAAUAUUGGAGCAACAACGACGAUAUCAUGAAGAAAGAGAGCGAUUGAUGGACGCGAUGGUGAAAGAGAUGUUGCAUAAAAAGGCGGGACAUCGCGAGAACAUCAAUUCGGAGCAUCGUUUGAAGAUGUUGCUGGAUCAGUUUAUGGAUAGUACAAUGCAUUUGCAAGAUUUGUAUGAAGAUAAGGAUGGACAGAGAAAAGAAGAGGUUCAAGCACUCUCCGGUCCAAAUGAAUUCUCAGAAUUUUACUCACGUUUGAAGUCCAUAAAAGAAUUCUAUCGACGACAUCCUAAUGAGAUCAGUGUUCCUAUGUCCGUUGAAUUCGAGGAAUUGGCUAAGAUGAGAGAAAACCCAACCGAAGAAUUGUCCAAUCUCGUCGAGUUUACAGAUGAGGAAGGUUAUGGAAAAUACCUCGAUCUUCACGAGUGUUAUCAAAAAUAUAUUAAUCUUAAAGGGAUAGAAAAGAUAGAUUAUAUAACUUACUUGUCGACUUUUGAUCACUUAUUCGACAUUCCUAGAGAAAGAAAGAAUGCAGAGUAUCAGAGAUACGUCGAAUCCCUCUUAGGGUAUCUGACAGAUUAUCUGAACAGAGUCAGACCUCUGCUCGAUAUAAGUACAGAGAUCGAAGAAGCUAAUAAGGAUUUUCAAAUUCAGUGGGAGAAGAAUAGCUUUCCUGGUUGGCCUAAAGAAACUGGAAGUGCUCUGGCUCAUGUUGGAGCACACUUGGAACUGUCUGCAUUUUCAUCUUGGGAAGAACUAGCGUCUCUUGGUUUGGAUAGAUUAAAAUCAGCUUUGAUGGCGCUAGGACUCAAGUGUGGAGGUACUCUGGAGGAACGGGCGCAAAGACUUUUCAGCACAAAAGGUGAAGCCUCCUUAGAUCCCAACCUAUUAGCCAAGAAUAGAAAGGGAAAAUCAGCUAAAGGCAAAGAUUCCGAGAAACAAAAGGAAAUUGCACGAUUCGAGGCUCAUGUAUAUAAACUCGCUGAAUUAGUAUCCAGUCAACGAGUGGGUACGAAAGAAAACGUACAAAGGAAACAAGCGAGAACCGAGGGUGAAAGGGGAGAUUCUGAUGCAGAAGCAAGUGCAAGCGAAUCAGAAGAAGAAGACGACAACGAGGUUCCAUACAACCCAAAGAAUUUACCAUUAGGUUGGGACGGAAAGCCUAUACCUUACUGGUUGUACAAGCUGCAUGGCUUAAAUAUCAGUUACAACUGUGAGAUUUGUGGAAACUUUACGUAUAAAGGUCCAAAAGCAUUCCAAAGACAUUUUGCCGAAUGGAGACAUGCACAUGGCAUGCGUUGUCUUGGCAUUCCGAAUACAGCGCACUUUGCUAAUGUCACUCAGAUUGAAGACGCUCUUGCUCUGUGGGAAAAACUGAAAGCGCAGAAACAAGCCGAACGUUGGCAACCAGAGCAGGAAGAAGAAUUUGAAGAUUCGCUUGGCAAUGUAGUCAAUCGUAAAACAUAUGAAGAUCUCAAAAGACAAGGUCUGCUAUAAAGUAUACAUCUGAAAAUCUUAUUGUAAUUUUUUAGUAUCAAUUGCAUCACUAAUUUUUUAUAAUUCCACUUGUUCAU
Mycetomoellerius zeteki is the source of this 1580-nucleotide messenger RNA. It is a transcript of the gene noi, whose product is annotated as splicing factor 3a subunit 3 noi. Gene Ontology annotation, molecular function: RNA binding; zinc ion binding. The record is from RefSeq and is a predicted model, not a curated record. Bases 1 to 1503 code for a protein of 500 amino acids. Gene Ontology annotation, biological process: mRNA splicing, via spliceosome. The transcript is spliced from 2 exons. Gene Ontology annotation, cellular component: spliceosomal complex; nucleus. NCBI's taxonomy places the organism in Eukaryota, Metazoa, Arthropoda, Insecta, Hymenoptera, Formicidae.